AAUGCCGCCGCUGUGGCUGGGGAUCCGCUUGUGCUGCCAUAGAGGUGAAACGAUCUGGUGCGGCGUUGCUGUUGUGUUUCUUCAGUAUAAACAUUGAACAGAAGCGGCCGAAGCUGGCGCUUUUUCAGUGUGGAGCAACCUCGGCGAAGUGGCCUCGCGCAUGUCUAGUGCUGAUGAGCCCGCCGCGGACGGGGGACGCGCAGCGAGAGCCGGAGUGCUGGUGAUUUUAGCUGUUAAUAUGUGAUAUUUUAGCUUGAGCGGUAUCUCGAAAAUACCAUGCUGAAGUUCUUCAGUAAGCGACAUAAGGGUCGCGCAGCUCAGCGCCUGGAUGCCAAUGGUCUAAAUGACCAGAAUGCUGCGAAAUACAACAAGCAUGUGCUCCCCUGCAAGGUCCUGCUUUUGGAUGGGACGGACAUAUCUGUUGAACUGCCAAAAAAGGAGCUGGGCGCCGGCCUCUGUGACCAGGUGUUCUACUCGCUGGACCUCAUCGAGAAGGAUUACUUCGGCCUGCAGUUCACCGACCACAAUCACGUGCAGCACUGGUUGGACCCGACGAAACAAGUCCGGAAACAAGUCAAAAUCGGGCCGCCGUUCACGCUGCGGCUGCGGAUCAAGUUCUACUCGUCCGAGCCCAACAACCUGCGGGAGGAGCUGACCAGGUACCUGUUCUUCCUGCAGCUGAAGCAGGACCUGCUGUCGGGCCAGCUGGAGUGCCCGCAGGAGACGGCUGUGCAGCUGGCCGCCCUAUGCGUGCAGUCCGAGCUGGGCGACUACGAUCCCGAUGAGCACUCGGCGGCCACCAUCUCCGAGUUCCGCUUCGUGCCGGAGCAGACGGAGGAGAUGGAGGAAGCCGUGCUGGAGCAGUACAAGACGCUGACAGGUCAGACUCCGGCUCAGGCGGAGACCAACUUCCUGAACAUCGUCAAGUGGCUGGAGAUGUACGGCGUCGACAUGCACACCGUGCUGGGCAAGGACAUGUCGGAGUACUCGCUGGGUCUCACGCCCACCGGCAUCCUCGUGUUCGAGGGCCAACAGAAGAUCGGCCUCUUCUUCUGGCCCAAGAUCAAUCGGCUCGACUUCAAGAAGAAGAAGCUGACGCUGGUGGUGGUGGAGGACGAUGACGAGGGCCGCGAGCAGGAGCACACCUUUGUCUUCAGGCUGUACAACAAUAAGGCCGCCAAGCACCUGUGGAAGUGCGCCAUCGAGCACCAUGCUUUCUUCCGGCUGAAGGCGUCCACCAAGGCCCGAGCGCGCGCCCAGAACUUCUUCCGGAUGGGCUCUCAGGUUCCGCGUUACAGCGGCCGCACCGAGUACCAGACGACGUACCAGGGCCGGGCGCGACGCACAGUGCAGUUCGAGCGGCGGCCCAGCCGGCGCUACAGCGUGCGCGAGUCGCACAUGAUCCGCCAGCGGCUGAAGCAGGACGUCGGCAAAACGGAGCGAGCCGCGGCCGGCGGCGACGACGGCGGUCAGCAGAAACAGGCGGCCGCCGGCGCCGGCGGCGGCACACUGCCGAGGCCGGCGGCGGCCGCCGGUCAGACUAAGCAGACCAACGGCACCGGCGGCGCCCAGACGGCGCCGGCCGCCGGCGGCGGCGGUACGCUGACCAAGAUGGCCAACAGCACGGGAGGCACACUGCCGAAGCAGCUGAACACGGCUGCGGCCGCCGCGCAGAAGUCAGGCGGCGCCGAGGCGCGGCAGGCGACGCCGGCCGAGACCAGCCAGCUGGACGCCCUCAUCUCGAGUCUGCAGCGUGAGGGCGAGGCCGCGCCGACACUGGCAGACGCCACCGACGGCUCGCCGGCCGGCACCGGCGCUACAGCGCACGUGCCGCGAGCGAAGGUCGCCGGGCUCCGCGGCACCAGACGCCUGUAG
Pollicipes pollicipes is the source of this 1875-nucleotide messenger RNA. RefSeq names its product band 4.1-like protein 5. The record is from RefSeq and is a predicted model, not a curated record. Gene Ontology annotation, cellular component: cytoskeleton. Gene Ontology annotation, biological process: actomyosin structure organization. Gene Ontology annotation, molecular function: cytoskeletal protein binding. NCBI's taxonomy places the organism in Eukaryota, Metazoa, Arthropoda, Thecostraca, Pollicipedomorpha, Pollicipedidae.